Molecule: messenger RNA, 1694 nt
Organism: Oppia nitens
Lineage: Eukaryota; Metazoa; Arthropoda; Arachnida; Sarcoptiformes; Oppiidae
Product: GATA zinc finger domain-containing protein 14-like
Exons: 2
Coding region: 423-1694 (423 amino acids)
Biological process (GO): negative regulation of protein sumoylation
Molecular function (GO): calcium ion binding
Source: RefSeq, a predicted model, not a curated record
UUAAUUAAUGAUUUAGUUGAAUUUCUUUCAUUUUUAAUUAUAGUUUUAAUUUUUGUAAAAAUUAUUUUCUAAAUUUUUAUUGUAUAAUAAAGUAUAUUGAGAUUAUAGACAUCAACUAUAAUACCAAUUGUCUCUCUAUAGUUAACAAAUAAUAAUAAUAAUAAAAUGUAUAAAUUUUACAUAUAUUUCAUAACAAUAAUCACAUUGUUUGUAAUCAAUGGUGUGAUUAGUGAUAAUAAUAAGUAUGAAGAGGAACUAGAGUUGGCUCAAAAAUUUAAACAACUUAUCAAAGAUUUAGCGGAAGUCCUAAGCGAUGAUCAACAACACAUCAACCACAACAACCAGGAGCUGAAAAAACUGGUAGUCGUGGUGGUGGUAGUGAUGGCAAAAAAGAUAAAAAAUUAAAAAAUAUAUUCAACGGUAUGCUUAACGGUUACGGUGCUGGCUCAAAUGUUGGCCAGGGAGUGGCUAAUAAUUUUGGUAACAGUGUGGGCCAGUUUCUGGGACCCAAUUUAGGUAAUGCAGCCACUGGCCUGGUUAGCGCUGUAGCCAAUCCGAUUGGUUCAUUAGUUGGUACUUUUUUGGGUGCUAUGGGCGGUCUGGCGGAUACAGCCGGCAGGAUAUUAGGUGGCGGUCGUAAUAACAAUCAACAAGGACAGUUUAAUCCAAAUUGGAAUAAUAACAAUAAUAAUAACUAUGGCGGAAAUAGCUAUGGCCAAAAUAACAAUAACGGCAAUAACAAUUUUGGCUAUAACAAUGGCGGCAAUAACAAUGGCGGUAACAACUAUGGCGGCUAUAACAAUGGCGGAAAUAACAAUAACGGCAAUAACUAUGGCAACAACAAUUGGUAUAAUAAUGGCCCCAAUUACAAUGGCCCUACUAAUAAUGGCCCUACUAACAAUGGACCCAGUUACAAUGGCCCUACUAAUAAUGGACCCAGGUACAAUGGCCCUACUAAUAAUGGACCCACAAACAAUGGCCCCAGUUACAAUGGCCCUACUAAUAAUGGACCCACAAACAAUGGCCCCAGUUACAAUGGCCUUACUAACAAUGGCCCUACUAACAAUGGACCCAGUUACAAUGGCCCUACUAACAAUGGACCCAGUUACAAUGGCCCUACUAAUAAUGGACCCACAAACAAUGGCCCUACUAAUAAUGGACCCACAAACAAUGGCCCUACUAAUAAUGGACCCAGUUACAAUGGACCCACAAACAAUGGCCCCAGUUACAAUGGCCCUACUAAUAAUGGACCCAGGUACAAUGGCCCUACUAAUAAUGGACCCAGUUACAAUGGACCCACAAACAAUGGACCCACAAACAAUGGACCCACAAACAAUGGACCCACUAAUAAUGGCCCARCUAAUAAUGGCCCAACUAAUAAUGGCCCUACUAAUAAUGGCCCUACUAAUAAUGGCCCUACUAAUAAUGCCCCCACUAACAAUGCCCCCAUUAACAAUGCCCCCACAAACAAUGCCCUCACAAACAAUGCCCCCACAAACAAUGCCCCCACAAACAAUGCCCCCACUAACAAUGCCCCCACAAACAAUGCCCCCACAAACAAUGCCCCCACAAACAAUGCCCCCACAAACAAUGCCCCCACAAACAAUGCCCCCACAAACAAUGCCCCCACAAACAAUGCCCCCACAAACAAUGCCCCCACAAACACUAGCACCAAUAGCAAAGCCGUCAAUUGA